Messenger RNA from Lepus europaeus (European hare), 2037 nucleotides. It is a transcript of the gene ATP6V1H, whose product is annotated as ATPase H+ transporting V1 subunit H. The record is from RefSeq and is a predicted model, not a curated record. NCBI's taxonomy places the organism in Eukaryota, Metazoa, Chordata, Mammalia, Lagomorpha, Leporidae. Gene Ontology annotation, biological process: proton transmembrane transport. Gene Ontology annotation, molecular function: proton-transporting ATPase activity, rotational mechanism. Gene Ontology annotation, cellular component: vacuolar proton-transporting V-type ATPase, V1 domain; lysosomal membrane. The transcript has 14 exons. Bases 312 to 1763 code for a protein of 483 amino acids.
GUGACAGGCACUCCUGUCAUUCUACUGCAGCGGCUCAGACUUCCUUCAGCCGGUGCGGUCCUCAACGUCUCUUUGGGUUGGGAUCCCCUUCACUUUUUGGUUUCCGGGUGUCCCGCUGCUGCUCAGGUCUCAAGACCGGAAAGGAGACGCCGCUCGGCUUUGACUCGGUUCCCCAGCCCAGCUGUGGCCCCGCGUCCCGGACCGCCGCACCCUCCCUGCCACCUUUGGGUGCGUUGUGGGGGUCCCGGUGCUUGUUUUGUCUCCGGCACCGCCCAGAUCUGUUGAAAAACACUCAAGAUUAUAAAAUUUAAAUGACCAAAAUGGAUAUCCGAGGUGCUGUGGAUGCUGCUGUCCCAACCAAUAUUAUUGCUGCCAAGGCUGCAGAAGUUCGUGCAAACAAAGUGAACUGGCAGUCCUAUCUUCAGGGGCAGAUGAUUUCUGCUGAAGAUUGUGAGUUUAUCCAAAGAUUUGAGAUGAAAAGAAGUCCUGAAGAGAAGCAAGAAAUGCUUCAAACUGAAGGCAGUCAGUGUGCCAAGACAUUUAUAAAUUUGAUGACUCACAUCUCCAAGGAACAGACAGUGCAGUAUAUACUGACUAUGGUGGAUGAUAUGCUGCAGGAAAAUCAUCAACGUGUUAGCAUUUUCUUUGACUAUGCAAAACGUAGCAAGAACACUGCCUGGCCCUACUUUCUGCCAAUGUUGAAUCGCCAAGAUCCCUUUACUGUUCAUAUGGCAGCAAGAAUUAUUGCCAAGUUAGCAGCUUGGGGAAAAGAAUUGAUGGAGGGCAGUGACUUAAAUUACUAUUUCAAUUGGAUAAAAACUCAGCUGAGCUCACAGAAACUGCGUGGUAGCGGUGUUGCUGUUGAAACAGGAACAGUCUCUUCAAAUGAUAGUUCUCAAUACGUGCAGUGCGUUGCUGGGUGUCUGCAGCUGAUGCUCCGGGUCAAUGAGUACCGCUUUGCCUGGGUGGAAGCAGAUGGGGUAAACUGCAUAAUGGGAGUUUUGAGUAACAAGUGUGGUUUUCAACUCCAGUAUCAAAUGAUUUUUUCAAUAUGGCUCCUGGCAUUCAGUCCUCAAAUGUGUGAACACCUGCGGCGCUACAAUAUCAUUCCUGUUCUGUCCGAUAUCCUUCAAGAAUCCGUCAAAGAGAAAGUAACAAGAAUCAUUCUUGCAGCAUUCCGUAACUUUUUAGAAAAAUCAACUGAAAGAGAAACUCGCCAAGAAUAUGCUUUGGCAAUGAUUCAGUGCAAAGUUCUGAAGCAGUUGGAGAACUUGGAACAGCAGAAAUAUGAUGACGAAGAUAUCAGUGAAGAUAUCAAAUUUCUUCUGGAAAAACUUGGUGAGAGUGUCCAGGAUCUUAGCUCAUUUGAUGAGUACAGUUCGGAACUUAAAUCUGGAAGGUUGGAAUGGAGUCCUGUGCACAAAUCUGAGAAAUUUUGGAGAGAGAAUGCAGUGAGGUUAAAUGAGAAGAAUUAUGAACUCUUAAAAAUCUUGACAAAACUUCUAGAGGUGUCAGAUGACCCCCAAGUCUUAGCUGUGGCUGCUCACGAUGUUGGAGAAUAUGUGCGGCAUUAUCCACGGGGCAAACGGGUUAUUGAACAGCUUGGUGGGAAGCAGCUGGUGAUGAACCACAUGCAUCACGAAGACCAACAGGUCCGCUACAAUGCUCUGCUGGCCGUUCAGAAGCUCAUGGUGCACAACUGGGAAUAUCUCGGCAAACAGCUUCAAUCAGAGCAGCCUCAAACUACUGCUGCACGGAGUUGAGCACUGCCUCUCAGCCCCCUUAUCUGUGGCGGAGCACCUGGAGUGGGGACCUCAGUGUUUAGGGUUGAGAAUGAAUCACUUUUCAUUUUGCUAGUACUUUUCUUCCAUCGUGUGGCUUUUCCCAGUGCUAUUUUCAAAAACAAGUGUUUGGUCUUUAAGUUGUAAAAAAGUUGCUGCUUUCUGUAUCUAAAGAAAAUACUACUGUUAUAUAUACUGCUUGCAAUUCCUGUAUUUAUUGUUCUCUGGAAAUGAAUAUAGUUAUUAAAGGAUUCUC